AUGGAGUUUGCGAUAAUAAUAAAUGAUUAUCAAAAUUAUUAAAAUAAAUGUUAAUUAUAACAAAAAAAUUAAGAAUUGUUCUAAAAUAGCAUCAUUACAAGUGUAAUAAUUUUUCGACAAAAAAAGUAAAACCUUAAAAAAUUAAGUUUAUAAAUAUUUUUUAUCAAAUAUUAACUUAUAAUCAAAGUUUUGAAUAAAUAUAUUAAAAUUGUUUAAUCAAAAGUUACUAAGUUAAUAUUUAACGAAUAUAUUUAAGCUAUUUAUUGA
Molecule: messenger RNA, 267 nt
Organism: Tetrahymena thermophila SB210
Lineage: Eukaryota; Ciliophora; Oligohymenophorea; Hymenostomatida; Tetrahymenidae
Exons: 2
Source: RefSeq, a predicted model, not a curated record